UCGUUCUCGAAGCUCACACACCACAAAGUACGUGAACCUUGAUGGCCUCAUAGAAAUAGGCAACUUUUAUCACAUAACUUCUAAUAGUAAUUCUUAUUCUUUACUUGCUGUAACAUAUCCCCUUAUCGCCGUCACUCUGUGCUUGGUCACUUUAGGAGACCGUGCCAAGUCAGAGCCUAGGUGUUCACUUCAUCUCUUGCUUUGCGUCCCAUUUCAUCGAACAUCUUAACCAACCGCUUUCAUCCACGCAACACGCAUUCGGAAAUCCGGUUCAUACAGCCACUACUAUCUUAAAAAAAUCCUUCAGAUCAAUAGCCUCAAGAGGCCACACACAAUCGGAGACAAUGAGCGACGACUGGGAGGAUCGCUCCCCCUCCAACCAAACCUCCAGAUCACCACUUCUCCCGACGAAUACAACCUCAUCCGUUCCAAACAACCCAUCCUCAACAUCCCCCCUCCUCCAACCCUCCCUCCACCUCACAGUCAGAUUCAGUGCCUCCCUCCCCGACCUCCACCUCGACAUCCCCUCCCCCAACCGCACCACCAUCGUCGCUCUCAAGCACCGCAUCCGCGAGCGCCUCCUAUCCUCCAGCAAAGAUGACGAAACCACCGCCAAAGCGGCCCGGAGCCGUCUCCGCUUCAUCCACGCCGGCAAGAUCCUUCCCGACACCGCCAUCGUGAGCUACGUCCUUCGACCGCCUCCCCCGCCGCCCAUGGCCGUCGACGCCAAGGGCAAGGGGAAAGCCGUCGAUCGUCAGCAACAACGGGUCUACGUAAACUGCAGUAUAGGCGACGAACUCACAGACGAAGAAUUAGCCACCGAAGCGGCCGCCGCUUCUUUUGUCCCCGCCCCUGUAGGAGGACCCAUUGAUUCAACCCUCACUGGCACCGGUACCGCCGGCGCCGGUAAAAGCAGCCGCUCCACCUGCCUCCAACCCUCCUCCUCCUCUUUAGCAGCAGGAGGAGAAACUCGAUCCCGACUAUCAGCCAGGGAAGCAACGACGACAACAGACCGCAACACCCCCCGCGGCUUCGACCGCUUCCUCACCGCGGGCUUCACGCCCGCAGAAGUGAACCAGCUCCGUCUACAAUUCACCUCCAUCCAAGCCUCCCGCUUCACACCCGACACCAUGCCCUCGCCCGACACUCUACGAUCAAUGGAAGACGCAUGGAUAGAUACCAAUCACGCCGGAGCCGGUGGACCCGGUCUCGGCAUGGAGGCCGAUGACGGCAACGGGAUGGUUCCGGAACCAAUAGGUGCCGAAACGGAUGGGUUCAACGGCAUGGUUGAUACGCUCGUCAAGGGCAUGUUCAUUGGGUUUGUGUUUCCCUUGGGGGCUAUUGCUUGGUUGUUGAGGGAGGAGGGCAUGUUGUCGAAGCGGUGGCGGGUUUCUAUUGCGUUUGGGGUAGUGUUUGGGUUUGGGAUUGGGGUGUUGAGGGCGUUUUCGGCUGAUCCGUAGGGGAGUCAGAGUUAGGAUCCGUUGGUGAGGCGGGCUGGAAACGUGGUUGGGGAUAUGGCGCGCUGGGUCGGAGCGUGGGAGUUCUGCCGGUUCGUGGUUGCGUUUGGUAUCUUGUCUUGGUCUAUCUAUAGACUUGUUGAGGGAGUUCGGUCUUUGGUAGAGGAGGAAUGAUUGGGAUCUAACCAGCCUUUUUUACUUGUAAAUAUCUGUCACAGAACUGGGUUGUUUUUGAGGACGGAGGAGGUUGACGGGAAACGAAAAGCGAGAUACAGCGGUUUGCUUUGGGGGUAUAUGUUUCGGAGAAAAUACCCUUAUUGACCUUAUGAGCAGUCGCUUGAGGCAAAUGUAUAACUUAAGAAACGCGGAGCAUAAUUGAACAAUUAACCACUUCGUGCCCACACGGCAAA
Molecule: messenger RNA, 1867 nt
Organism: Neurospora tetraspora
Lineage: Eukaryota; Fungi; Ascomycota; Sordariomycetes; Sordariales; Sordariaceae
Product: DUF2407 C-terminal domain-containing protein
Exons: 1
Coding region: 345-1460 (371 amino acids)
Cellular component (GO): Dsc E3 ubiquitin ligase complex; endoplasmic reticulum
Source: RefSeq, a predicted model, not a curated record